AUGGUACAGCAAGGAAUUAUCCCGGGUGAAUCACCCCUUACAAUAGCAGAAUGGCGAAGAAUCCAGGAGAGAGCAGCAGGGCCGGAUCGACUGCUAGCUCUUCUUGAAACGGCACAACGAGACAACGAAACAUCUAAGGCGUGGAUAUCACUAGCAGAUCCGGCCCAGAUCUGUGAACAAUGGGAUCAGGUGUCGGCUCUCCGAGCCCAGGGAGAAGAUCUUCCGCUUUUUGGCGUCCCUUUCGCCGCGAAGGAUAACAUCGAUGCUGUAGAAUUCCGAACCACUGCGGCUUGUCCGUCGUUUUCUACCGAGCCAGCAAAGUCAGAUGCGACUGUUGUUGCACGGCUUAAGGCCCAGGGGGCUAUUUUGAUCGGGAAGACGAAUUUGGAUCAGUUUGCGACCGGGCUUGUGGGAACUCGAUCGCCAUACGGGGCGGUCAGCAAUGCCUUUGACCCCCUUCGAGUCAGCGGUGGUAGUAGCUCAGGCAGUGCUGUGGUGGUGAGCAAGGGAAUUGUGCCGUUUGCGCUGGGAACUGAUACGGCGGGCUCUGGUCGGGUUCCAGCAGGAUUGAAUAAUGUGAUUGGAUUGAAACCAACUAGAGGUAUGCUGAGUACGCAUGGCGUGGUCCCAGCUUGUCGAUCCCUGGACUGUGUGUCCAUCUUUGCGUUGACAGUGGAUGAUACCGAAUUGCUUCUUGACCUAUCUGCUGGAUACGAUAGUGCAGAUUCAUACUCGCGGACACGAGACGAGGCCCUCGCAUGUAAGUCCCUCCGGGAACUGCCCACAGAACCGGUACUCGCUAUCUGUGCUAGCCCUCAGUGGUUUGGUGGCACUGAGCAUGCCGCGGCAUACCAAAAAGCAUUGGAAAGAGCCGGACGGCUGGGGUGGACAUGCGAGGAAGUUGAUUUCACGUUGCUGUUCAACAUGGCCAGCUUAUUAUACGAAGGCCCAUGGGUUGCGGAACGAUAUGCCGCCAUCGAAGAGUUCAUCCGUGCAUCACCGGCCGAGGCGAUGGACCCCGUUGUCAGAAAGAUCAUUCUCCAAGCCGACAAUUUCACAGCGUCUGACGGUUUCAAAUAUGAAUACCGUCGACAGGCGCUACGCCGAGAAAUCGAGAAAGCAUUCGGGCGUUACGACGCACUUUUGGUGCCCACUUCCCCUACAUUUCCCACGAUACAGGAAGUGGCAAAAGACCCGAUCGUGGAGAAUAGUCGUUUGGGAGUCUAUACCAACUUUGUCAACUUCAUGGACUGGACAGCUCUUGCCAUACCAGCUGGCUGGCGGGACGACGGCUUGCCAUUUGGCAUAACCAUGAUCGCAGGACCGUGGGAGGAGCCGCGCCUACUGGAACUCGGCCAUCGAUGGCUCUCUGGUACGACACGCCGGCUGGGUGCAACUGACAUACAACAUCAAGAAUCCGAACACCGAUCUCUUUCAGGGGUCAGAGACACCAUGCCCUUGGCGGUCGUAGGCGCACAUCUCUCCGGCUUCCCUUUGAACGGUGACCUGGUCAAGAGAGGGGCAACCCUGACCAGCGUGACGACCACCGCGCCAACUUACCAACUAUAUGCGCUGCAAACGACAUUUCCCCCAUUAAAGCCGGGGCUGAAACGUGUCACAGAAGGGGGGCAACGCAUAGAGGUAGAGGUCUGGGACAUGCCACGGUCGGAAAUGGGAAGUUUUCUGGAAACAGUCAGAGCACCAUUAGGAAUCGGGUCGAUAGAGCUCGAGGAUGGUUGCUGGGUCCACGGAUUUCUUUGCGAGCCAGCAGGCCUGGAGAAUGCAAAGAAUAUCAGCGAAUUUGGCGGCUGGCGCGCCUAUAUCAGCGACCAAACAUCCUCAACUUCAUGUUCAUCCCCAACCUUGUCUUCGCCGCCGAGUAGCGUUGGAACCCAGCCAAUCACCAGAGUGCUUGUGGCUAACCGUGGAGAAAUUGCCAUGCGCAUUAUUCGAACCCUGAGAAAGAUGGACCUUGUCUCGGUGGCCAUCUACGCCACAGCCGACUCAUGCUCACCGCAUGUGACAGCGGCGGAUAUUGCCCUACCACUAGAGGGGCAUACUGUGGCGGAGACCUAUCUGAAUGGCGAUCAGAUAAUGCAGCUGGCCAGCCGGGCCGAGGCGCACGCCGUGAUUCCAGGAUACGGCUUCCUUGCAGAAAAUGCCGACUUUGCGGCGGCGGUGGAGGCCGCCGGGCUUGUUUGGAUCGGGCCAACGCCCGAGCAGAUGCGUGCAUUAGGGCUAAAGCAUCGAGCUCGAGAAAUCGCGAUUGCCGCCGGAGUGCCAGUGGUACCUGGUAGUGAAGAUCUGGUGUCUAGUCUAGAUACAGCUCUCGAAGAAGCGGAUCGUAUCGGAUAUCCAGUGAUGGUAAAGAGCACGGCCGGCGGCGGUGGGAUCGGCCUCCAUCGGUGUGACAAUGCCGACGCAUUACGGGAGGCAUUUGAUGGUGUCCGGCAGCUCGGUCAAGCCAACUUCGGCGAGGAAGGUGUUUUCAUCGAGCAUUUCAUCAAAAAUGCACGGCACAUUGAGGUGCAGGUUCUCGGCGACGGUGCCGGCCGUGUGCUCUGUGCCGGGGAACGCGACUGUUCACUCCAGCGGCGAAAUCAGAAGGUUGUAGAAGAAAGUCCAGCCGCUUUUGUGUCACUGGAGACCCGAUCGGAGAUGCGUCGAGCGGCUGCAUCAUUGGCAUCCACAGUUGAGUAUCGCAAUGUUGGCACAGUGGAGUUUAUCUUUGAUGUUGACACGCAGAAGUUCUACUUUCUGGAAAUGAACACCCGUCUACAAGUAGAGCACCCCGUCACAGAAGCCGUUACAGGACUGGAUCUUGUUAAGUGCAUGGUGUCUAUUGCGAUGGGUGAUUGUGAGGCGUUGUUCGAGAAGACAGCCAGUGACUUGUCCGUCACCGGCGCUGCUAUUGAGGUUCGAAUCUACGCCGAAAGCCCCCUUCAAGAUUUUCGGCCCUCUCCGGGCACGCUCCUGGACGUUAAAUUCCCCUCCGAUGUCCGUGUUGAUACCUGGGUAGAAACUGGAAUCCAACUCUCUAGCUCAUAUGAUCCACUUAUUGCAAAAGUCAUUGUCCAUGCUGCGGAUCGCCCGUCAGCCAUUAAAAAGUUAGCAGACGCACUAUCGAAGACAGCCAUCACUGGAGUGGAGACAAAUAUUGCGUACCUCCAGCAAAUCAUUUCCUCCGAAAUUUUUCAGUCGGGUAGCUUCUCUACCAGGUCGUUAGACUGGUUUAUCUAUGAAUCAGCUGCUGUUGAGGUUAUUGAACCUGGAUCUCUGACAUCCGUGCAGGAUUUUCCGGGUCGUGAUGGUCUCUGGCAUGUUGGGAUACCUCCAUCUGGGCCAAUGGACAGCUAUUCUUUCCGGCUGGCUAAUCGUUUGGUUGGAAAUGAUGCGACCGCUGCAGCGAUAGAGUGCUCUAUUCAAGGCCCAAACCUGAUAUUUCAUUGUGCGAGCAUCGUCGCUCUAGUAGGCGCCGAUAUGCCACUAUACAUCGAUGGAAUGCAGGCCGAAAGCCGUCGAGCAAUUCUUCUCCACCCCGGACAGCGGCUAGAAAUCGGAACAGCCACAAACGGGGCUAGAGCCUAUCUUGCAGUUCGGGGCGGUAUUCAGGUUCCAUUGGUCAUGGGGAGUCGGGCGACCUUCGCAUGUGGCCAUGUGGGAGGACACAAUGGCCGCAACCUUCGAGCUGGAGAUCUUCUCCCUUUGGUUGCAAAUGUUUGUGACGAUGAAGCCCUCUUCUCUCGUGAGGCUCCAGCUCCACCACUACCAGCCCGGGAGACACGAAAGUGGAAAGUAGCUGUUACUCCAGGCCCACAUAGCAGUCCGGACUACUUCACCCAAUCUGGGUUGUUGGAUUUGCUGACAAGCGAAUGGACAGUUCAUUAUAAUAGUAAUCGAAUGGGAAUCCGACUCAACGGCCCUAAGCCCGAAUGGGCUCGUUCAACAGGUGGAGAAGCUGGACUGCAUCCAUCCAAUAUCCACGACAGUCCAUAUUCUAUUGGUAGCGUCAGUUUUACGGGUGACGAGGCCGUGAUAUUGACUGCCGAUGGACCAAGCCUUGGGGGUUUUGUUGUUUUUGCCGUCGUUGUCGAAGCCGAGAUGUGGAAAUUAGGACAGAUGAGGCCGGGAGACUAUCUUCAGUUCAGUCUUAUCUCUGUUGAAGAAGCGCAAAACUUAACAAUGGACUUGGAGCAGUCCAUCCAGAAUCUGGAACCACUGCCAGAUAAUCGCCGGGCAGGUGGGAAUGCCAAAAGCGUGCCGAGUCCAGUUGUUAAAGAUAUUCGGGAGGCUGGUCGUCGCAUAUUGUGUCGCCAGGCAGGUGAUCGCGCACUGAUUCUGGACUUUGGCGACGAGGAUGGAUUUAAUAUGCGCCAGACCUUUCAUAUCUUGAGCUUCAUCAACAGACACAUCGAUACUCCUAUUCCUGGGGUGCAGGAGCUCACACCUGGAGUGCGAAGCCUACAUAUUCGCUUCGAAUCAGGGACUUCACUGCCCCAUCUUCUAGACGCGCUGGUUUCCCAUGAGAAAUCCUUAGGACAUAUUCCAUCUCGUCUGCCCUCGCGUACUAUCCAUUUGCCUCUCGUUUUUGACGACGAGUUGAGCCGCAAAGCCAUCUCUCGAUAUGCAUCAACAAUACGAUCAUCCGCUCCCUAUCUUCCAAGCAACAUCGAUUUCCUGCAAGAGCUGAACGGGCUUGACACCCCAGAUCAGGUAUCAGAACCUCUUUAUUCAGGUACCUUUCUGGUUCUCGGACUGGGAGAUGUGUAUCUCGGCUCCCCAUGUGCAAUUCCUCUUGAUCCACGACACAGGCUUUUUGGGACAAAAUACAACCCCUCGAGAUCUUUUACGCCGCGUGGUGCAGUAGGAAUUGCAGGUCAAUAUCUCUGCAUCUAUGCAACAGAUUCUCCCGGCGGGUACCAACUAGUUGGCCGUACUCUCCCGAUAUGGAAUGAGUUCAAGACGUCAGGAUUUGGAGAGCAAGGGACACAAGGGAAACCGUGGCUGUUCUCGCUUCUGGACCAAAUCACAUUCUAUCCGGUUUCGGAGAUUGAGCUCAACUCCUGUAUAGAGAAACGGACAUACCAUGACCUCAUUAAAGUCAUCCCAACUGAGUUGGAUGUUGAUGAAUAUGAGCAAUGGCUGAAUAGCAACAGCUCAGACAUCAACGCUGUUUGUGAGCGUCGGAAAAAUGUCUUGCAACAAGCGAGCUUCUUGGAAGAGCUGCUAAAUCCUUGCGAUGCAGUCUCGUUGAUGCCAUCCGAGCCUCGAGAAAAUACUGAAGCGGUCCUUGGACAGUGCGUUAAGGCACAACUGCCCGGGAGAUGUUUUCGAUGUGCUGUCCAGGAAGGUGAUGACGUUCAAGAAGGCGAUGCCCUGAUCUGGAUUGAAUCCAACAAGAUGGAAGUAAAGAUUUGUUCACCAGUCAGCGGGAGGUGUACACGGUUGCUGGUUCAACAGGGAGAAAUCAUUAGACCAACUGAUGAUAUUGCCAUAAUAGAGUAG
Messenger RNA from Aspergillus tanneri, 5505 nucleotides. Its product is annotated as bifunctional urea carboxylase/allophanate hydrolase. Bases 1 to 5505 code for a protein of 1834 amino acids. NCBI's taxonomy places the organism in Eukaryota, Fungi, Ascomycota, Eurotiomycetes, Eurotiales, Aspergillaceae. Gene Ontology annotation, cellular component: mitochondrion. Gene Ontology annotation, molecular function: urea carboxylase activity; methylcrotonoyl-CoA carboxylase activity; metal ion binding. The record is from RefSeq and is a predicted model, not a curated record. The transcript is spliced from 2 exons.